This is a messenger RNA of Sphaerulina musiva SO2202, 2049 nucleotides long. RefSeq names its product AFG1_ATPase-domain-containing protein. Gene Ontology annotation, cellular component: cytoplasm; mitochondrion. The transcript has 3 exons. The record is from RefSeq and is a predicted model, not a curated record. Gene Ontology annotation, molecular function: ATP binding; ATP hydrolysis activity. Bases 1 to 2049 code for a protein of 682 amino acids. NCBI's taxonomy places the organism in Eukaryota, Fungi, Ascomycota, Dothideomycetes, Mycosphaerellales, Mycosphaerellaceae.
AUGUCUGCCAGCGUCGCUACUGGCCUUGCCAUCACCAAUCCGUUAGUCAAGUAUCGAGCACUUCUUGCUACUCGAGCCAUUGCACCCGAUCCCGCCCAACAUCGACUCGCCAUUCACUUGGCAAAACUGUACGACCGGCUGAAGGAUUAUGAGCCAGAGCUUGAAUAUAGCCACCAACUCGACCAAAUUGCGCGAGCAGUCCACGCGCAACAGCAUGUCAAGAAUGCACAUCCCUAUCCUCCUCCCAGGCGCAGCCUCUGGCGGGAGCUCUUUGCUGCAAAAGAGAGGCGUGAUUCGCUGGCCUUGACGAGAAAACUGACCAGUUACGAGUCUGCUCUGCAAAUGGACUCGCCCAAAGGCCUGAUGCUGCAUGGCGAGGUCGGGACAGGGAAAUCCAUGCUCAUCGAUCUCUUCGCAGACUGCCUUCCCAAUCGCAAGAAGCGACGAAGUCACUUCAAUACCUUCAUGUUGGAGACCUUUGCGAAACUCGAGACCCUCCGGUCGGAUCGCAUGAGGAGCGGAAGGUCGAAUGUUCCCUCUUCGCUCAGCUUGGCAGACGAUGAUUACUCUCUGGUAUGGUUGGCCAAAGAGAUGAUUCAGACUUCUCCCAUCCUGUUUCUCGAUGAGUUCCAAAUGCCAGAUCGAGUUGCGAGCAAGAUCCUCACAAAUCUGAUGACGAGCUUCUUCCAACUCGGCGGGGUCUUGGUCGCGACUAGCAAUCGCAUGCCCGAGGAAUUGGCAAAGGCUGCGGGCAUCAGUUACUCACCACCUGCUGAUCAGCGGGGUUUUGGCUGGCAGCUGGGAUUGGGGCGGCGGAGGAGGCCGCCUGCUGGCAGGUAUAGUGGGCACAAUGAGUUUACCGCAUUCCUGGAAGUGUUGAAAGCGAGGUGUGAAGUGUGGGAAGUCGAAGGGUCACGAGACUUUAGACGGAUGGACAGCGGAAGUGUAGCACCCCUGAAGGGUAUCGAUCUGGAUGACCUAGACAGUCUGGACUCUGGAUAUGUCUCUGCCGAGUCCACUGUAGCACCAGAGAAAGAUUUGCCGAUACAACCACCCAAGCAUUUUGACAUUGCCACGCAAGGCGCCACGGCGGACACAGAUGCAGCAAUCAGCUCCGCUUUAGGAGGCCAAUCCAUUGCCGCCUGGUCGCCUGCAACGAUGAUGGUAUAUGGCAGAAACAUCCAUAUACCCCGAGCCUUCGAAGGUGUGACAAUGUGGACCUUUGACGAGCUGUGCAAAGGCACAUAUGGCCCCGCGGACUACAUCUCCCUCGCCUCCACGUACCACACUCUGGUUCUCACAGAAGUGCCCGUUUUGAACUGGCUCAUGAAGAACGAAGCUCGUCGUUUCAUCACCCUCCUCGACGCACUCUACGAAUGCCGCUGCAAGCUGUUCGUCUCUGCAGCAGCGGGACCGGACGACAUUUUCUUCCCCGAAGAGAAGAAGCGAGCAGAAGAGGGCGACAAUGGCGAUGCUGUCUACUCUGAGACACUGUCCGAAGUCUACCAGGAUGCUACAGCACCUUUCCGGCCCAACGUGCUCACUCAAAACCCCAACUACAGCGAGCCUGAGAAUGAGCCGGAUUACACACAUGCUCGCCUUGCUGGACUGCUCAGUGCCGAUGCACGCACGCGACCGAAUUUUCAAAAGACGGCAGCAUUCACCGGCGAAGACGAACGGUUUGCGUACAAACGUGCUCAGAGCAGAUUAUGGGAAAUGUGUUCAGAGCGAUGGUGGCAGAGAAAUGAAGCAGGUUGGCAUCGACCUACACCUCGCGAAGUCCGGAGAUGGGAGGGCAGGGAAGAUGGGAGAAAGGUCGGCGAGGAUAUUUUCACGGGAAUCAACAGCGAGAUUCAAAUGGGUGAGGCCGUCGAGGACACCACGAGGCCGCCAGAAAGCUUCAAGAGAUAUGAUGGCGGGCCGUUCAAGAAGCCACUUGAGCCUGCGAAGAAAAUUAGCUGGACGCAUGCUUGGGGCCUGGGAGAGUGGGGCAAGAGAGCGGGAGCUUGGGGUAAGGGUGUUGAUGGGCUAAAGAGUAAAAAAAAAUGA